Molecule: messenger RNA, 9510 nt
Organism: Echinops telfairi (small Madagascar hedgehog)
Lineage: Eukaryota; Metazoa; Chordata; Mammalia; Afrosoricida; Tenrecidae
Gene: MAST4
Product: microtubule associated serine/threonine kinase family member 4
Exons: 24
Coding region: 1-6966 (2321 amino acids)
Biological process (GO): peptidyl-serine phosphorylation; intracellular signal transduction
Molecular function (GO): magnesium ion binding; protein serine/threonine kinase activity; protein binding
Source: RefSeq, a predicted model, not a curated record
AUGGUUUUCAUCCUGCUUUGUGCCUCAGCCCACUUUUCCUUUGCACGGAGGACGGAUGGACGUCGCUGGUCGCUGGCUUCUCUCCCCUCCUCUGGCUAUGGGACAAACACGCCCAGCUCCACAGUUUCUUCGUCCUGUUCCUCCCAGGAGAAGUUGCACCAGUUACCAUACCAACCAACGCCGGACGAAUUACACUUCUUAUCGAAACAUUUUUGUACCACCGAAAGCAUCGCCACGGAGAACAGAUGCAGGAACACACCGCUGCGCCCCCGCUCCCGGAGUCUGAGCCCUGGACGUUCUCCCGCCUGUUGUGACCAUGAAAUCAUCAUGAUGAACCAUGUCUACAAAGAGAGGUUCCCAAAGGCUACAGCUCAGAUGGAAGAGCAUCUAAAGGAAAUCAUCACCAGUUACUCUCCCGACAACGUCCUUCCCCUAGCGGAUGGAGUGCUCAGUUUUACUCACCAUCAGAUUAUUGAACUGGGUCGAGAUUGCUUGGAUAAAUCCCACCAGGGUCUCAUCACCUCCCGAUACUUCCUUGAAUUGCAGCACAAAUUAGAUAAAUUGCUACAGGAGGCUCACAAUCGUUCAGAAAGUGGAGAGCUGGCAUUUAUUAAGCAGCUGGUCCGAAAGAUCCUCAUCGUCAUUGCCCGCCCCGCUCGGUUGCUAGAGUGCCUGGAAUUCGAUCCUGAAGAAUUUUACUACCUAUUGGAAGCUGCAGAAGGCCAUGCCAAAGAAGGGCAGGGCAUUAAAACAGACAUUCCCCGAUACAUCAUCAGCCAGCUGGGGCUCAAUAAGGAUCCCUUGGAAGAAAUGGCGCAGUUGGGAAACUACGAUAGCGGGACAGCAGAAACUCCAGAAACGGAUGAGUCCUUGAGUAGCUCCAACGCCUCCCUGAAACUUCGAAGGAAACCUCGGGAAAGUGAUUUCGAAACGAUCAAAUUGAUUAGCAACGGAGCCUAUGGGGCAGUCUAUUUCGUUCGGCACAAGGAGUCCCGGCAACGGUUUGCCAUGAAGAAGAUAAACAAACAGAACCUCAUCCUCCGAAACCAGAUCCAGCAGGCCUUCGUGGAACGGGACAUCCUGACCUUCGCGGAAAACCCCUUCGUCGUCAGCAUGUACUGCUCUUUUGAAACGCGGCGUCACUUGUGCAUGGUCAUGGAAUAUGUGGAAGGGGGCGACUGUGCAACACUGAUGAAAAACAUGGGCCCUCUCCCGGUUGCGAUGGCCCGGAUGUACUUUGCUGAGACUGUCCUGGCCUUGGAGUACCUGCACAAUUACGGGAUUGUGCACAGAGACCUGAAACCCGACAAUUUGCUGGUCACCUCCAUGGGGCACAUCAAGCUGACAGAUUUUGGAUUAUCCAAGGUGGGACUAAUGAGCAUGACCACCAAUCUGUAUGAAGGCCACAUUGAGAAAGAUGCCCGUGAGUUCCUGGAUAAGCAGGUCUGUGGCACACCUGAAUACAUCGCACCAGAAGUGAUUCUGAGGCAGGGCUACGGGAAGCCCGUGGACUGGUGGGCCAUGGGGAUUAUCCUCUAUGAGUUUCUGGUUGGCUGCGUGCCAUUCUUUGGGGACACUCCAGAAGAGCUAUUUGGCCAAGUCAUCAGCGGUGGUGCCUACGAAGUGAAACAGCAUCGCUUCUUCCGAUCCUUGGACUGGAACAGUUUGCUGAGGCAGAAGGCAGAAUUCAUCCCUCAGCUGGAAUCCGAGGAUGACACCAGUUACUUUGAUACUCGCUCCGAGAAGUAUCACCACAUGGAGACCGAGGAGGAAGACGAUACAAAUGAUGAAGACUUCACCGUGGAAAUAAGGCAGUUUUCCUCAUGUUCCCAUCGGUUUUCAAAGGUCUUCAGCAGUAUAGAUCGAAUAACUCAGAAUUCAGGAGAAGAGAGGGAAGACUCUGGAGAUAAAACCAAGAGCACAGCGUUGCCGUCCACGGAAACACUAAGCUGGAGCUCGGAAUAUUCUGAAAUGCAACAGAUAUCCACAUCCAACUCUUCAGAUACUGAAAGCAGCAGGCACAAGCUCAGUUCUGGCCUGCUCCCCAAACUGGCUAUUUCAGCAGAGGGAGAACAAGAUGAAGCUGCCCCCUGCCCCAGAAGCCCCCAUGAGGAGCCAGAAAAGCCAGUCCUUCCUGCUGAAGAGUGUACUCAGGAGGAGGCUGAGGUCACCACCCCGGCCAGCACCAUCAGCAGCUCCACCCUGUCAGUCGGCAGUUUUUCAGAGCACUUGGAUCAGAUAAACGGACGCAGCAGCGAGUGUGUGGACAGUACAGACCAGUCCUCAAAGCCCGCCAGUGAACCUGCUUCCCACGUGGCCCGGCAGCGCUUAGAAAGCACAGAGAAAAAGAAAACCUCGGGGAAGGUCACAAAGUCCCUCUCUGCCAGUGCCCUGUCCCUCAUGAUCCCAGGAGAUAUGUUUGCUGUUUCUCCCCUGGGAAGUCCGAUGUCGCCUCAUUCCCUGUCCUCGGACCCUUCUUCUUCCCGGGAUUCCUCUCCCAGCCGAGAUUCCUCUGCGGCGUCUGCCAGUCCGCAUCAGCCCAUUGUGAUCCACAGCUCCGGGAAGAACUACGGCUUCGCCAUCCGAGCCAUCCGGGUGUACGUGGGAGACACUGACAUCUACACGGUGCACCACAUCGUCUGGAAUGUAGAAGAAGGAAGUCCAGCGUGCCAGGCUGGACUCAAGGCCGGGGAUCUGAUCACACAUAUCAAUGGAGAACCAGUGCACGGACUUGUUCACACAGAAGUGAUCGAGCUCCUGCUGAAGAGUGGAAAUAAGGUGUCCAUCACUACCACCCCAUUUGAAAACACAUCAAUCAAAACAGGACCAGCCAGGAGAAACAGCUAUAAGAGCCGGAUGGUGAGGCGGAGUAAGAAAUCUAAGAAGAAAGAAAGUCUAGAAAGAAGGAGGUCCCUUUUCAAAAAGCUCGCCAAGCAGCCCUCCCCUUUACUUCACACCAGCCGGAGUUUCUCCUGCUUGAACCGAUCCCUCUCGUCAGGAGAGAGCCUGCCGGGUUCCCCGACCCACAGCUUGUCUCCCCGGUCACCCACGCCGAGCUAUCGCUCCACGCCUGACUUCCCGUCCGGCACUAAUUCCUCCCAGAGCAGCUCUCCAAGUUCUAGUGCCCCCAACUCGCCCGCCGGGUCCGGGCACAUCCGGCCCAGCACCCUGCACGGCCUGGCACCCAAGCUCGGCGGGCAGAGGUACCGCUCCGGAAGGCGCAAGUCCGCCGGCAGCAUCCCGCUCUCCCCGCUGGCCCGGACACCCUCCCCGACCCCGCAGCCCACCUCCCCGCAGCGGUCCCCGUCGCCUUUGCUGGGACACUCGCUGGGCAAUUCCAAGAUGGCGCAAGCCUUCCCCAGCAAGAUGCACUCCCCGCCCACGAUCGUGCGACACGUCGUGAGGCCCAAGAGCGCCGAGCCCCCGAGGUCCCCGCUGCUCAAGCGGGUGCAGUCGGAGGAGAAGCUUUCGCCCUCCUACGGCAGUGACAAGAAGCACCUGUGCGCCCGCAAGCACAGCCUGGAGGUGACCCAGGAGGAGGUGCCGCCGCGGGAGCAGUCGCAGCAGCGGGAGGCCCCCCUGCAGAGCCUGGAGGAGACCGUGUGCGAAGCGCCCUCGCUCAGCCGCGCGCGGCCGGUGGAGCAAGGCUGCCUGAAGCGGCCCGUGUCCCGGAAGCUGGGACGGCAGGAGACUGUGGACGACCUGGACCGCGAGAAACUCAAGGCCAAGGUGAUGGUAAAGAAGCCAGAUGGCCUCCCUGAGAAGCCAGAGCCCCACCAGGGGUCCCAUGGGGCCGGCGGUGACACAGAAGCCCUCCCUCCCUUCCGCCUGGAGGAACGAGAGAGGAAAAUUUUCCCAAAGGCCUUAGAAAGAUCCAGCCACUUCGAGACCAAGGCCGGCUUGCCGGAGGCCCAGGCGUCGUCUCCGGGCAGCCUGCUGAAGGAGGCGCCCCCCAAGAAAACGGGCGCACGGGCCAGCGAGGGAGCCACCCCCGACUCCAAGGGGCCUGCGGCACCCGCCUGCCAGGGCGAUUUCAGACGCGUCUCCCCUCCUGGCGCCCUCCAGGACGGCCUCCCCCACCUGGGCACCAGGCCAGUCCCCGGCAAGGCAGAGGGCACCAAGAAGGCGGCCCAGACCAAGGACUGCCUGGGCUGUGAGAAGCUGGACGGCAAGCUUGCCAAUAUCGAUUACCUCCGAAAGAAAAUGCCCUUCAAAGACAAGGAUGACAGCCUUGGGCCUGUGCUGAAGCCCAAGACGGCACCCAGCACCCAUGACUGCCUGCCCGGGACCAUGACCCGGCCCACGGGUGGCCCCCAAGAGGCCCCGUCAGGUGUAGAGGGUCGAGCGUUUAUCGGUGGUGCCCACACAGCGCAGAUCAGCGCUGUCGCCUUUGUCCCCCUCAAGACCUUGGCUGGCCGGGGGGACAGCGUAGCUGAAAAGUCGGGCUUGGUGGCACCGGAGUCCCCUGUGCGGAAGAGCCCCUCCGAGUACAAGCUGGAAGGUAGAUCGGUUUCCUGCCUGAAGCCCAUUGAAGGCACUUUGGACAUUGCUCUCCUGUCUGGACGGCAGGUCUCCAAGGCAGAGCUGCUGCCCCCGCAGUUGGCCCAGACUCCAGGCCGGGGCAGUGACCUGGGGGCGUCAGCACCACCAGCUCCCUCUGGCAGCCCUGCCAAGGGUGAGACAGCCACUCCGAGGGAGCCCUCCUCCGCCAGCUUGAAGAUGCACAAGUCUUAUUUGCUGGAGCCUCGCUUCCAGCCCCCCAGCCGGGGCCUCCAGAACUCCUCGCUUCCAGCUCCCCAGCAGGACCCAGAGCUGAAGCGGGACAGGAAGGUCACCCAGGCCACUGCCAGAGGCCUGGUGACUGUCUUGGAACAAGAUCCUCAACAAUGCAGAGAGGUCGGUGCCACCAGAUCCCAAGACCACGCCCCCGAUGCCACGCUCCUCCCCUUCCCUGGGCAGAACCUCCCCAGUGCAGCUGGGAGCCCAGAUACAGCCUUACCGCGCAGCCUCCUGCACUCCGAAGGGAGCCCCUCCAGGGAGAAGGCCAGCCUGAGAGAGACACCGGGCAGGGGCCCCGCCAAAACCAGAAGCGAGCGGUUUGCACCAAAGACUGACGUCCAUGGAGACCAGCCCCGGGAGCUGUACCUCCCAGAAACCACUAAAACUAGUGACAGCUUCCAGACUCUCCCCUCUGCAGGGAAGACCCAUUCAGACUUCCGUCCCCAAACCCACACCAUGGAGAGAGCCUGGGGGGCUGGUGGGAAAACAAACCACCAAGAAGGCCCGCAUGAGAGGAGGCCCCCAGCCAGAGAGGACUCCUCAUUGCACUCCACCGGGUUCCCCUGUGAAAGGGAGCUGAGCAAGGUCAGGGGCGCCAUGGAGCCCAAAGCCGAAGGCCCCCCGCCCAGGCGCUCUGUGCAGCCACCAGGAAUGGAGAGUGGGAAGAGUGAGAAGCUCCCAGCUACGCAGAAAGACAGUCCCAAGGAACCUGACAAGAAAGAGCAGCCCCUGCAGAAGCCCCUCAGCAGUAACCCUCAGCCCCCAUUAGCCACCAAAGAAGUCCCCGGCCCAGCCACGUGGCAGCAUUGCAACCCAGCAAGCCAUUCUGCAGGCAGAGAGUCAGGGACCAAGGCUAGUGCAGCUGAGCCCAGCCCUGGCCCCCGAGAGCCCCCCAGGCCUGCUGCUGCCGGGCCGAGUGAAAGCAACAGCCACAAGCCCAGGCUGGGACCAGACCCCGGCCCACCAAAGUCUAAGCACCCAGACCGGCCCCCCUCCCAGAGAGCAAGCACCAGCGGCACUGUCAAGGGCAAGGAGCUCCCCCAGCAGCCCCUGAGCAGCUCCAGCAGGGAGGCAAAAAGCAACAGUAAGGAUGCUUCCCCUGCCAUUCCAGGCACCCAGAACAAAGCCGGAGAUGUGACCGGUCAGGGAGAAAGAGGGCCUUCCCUCCCAUUGCAGACCCCAGGGUGUCCCCUGGACCUUAAGCCCAAACCGGCUGGCGGUGGUUGUGCCCCAGAGAUGUUGGAGAAGCCGGUGCAUUCUCCAGGGCAAGGACACCCAGGUUUGGGCGAGUCGGCUGACCAGAAACUUCCGACCUUCGGUGAAAAGCAAACCCUGUCUCCAAAGCAUCCCAAACCGAUCACUGUGAAAGAUCACCCAGCUCUGUACAGACAGACAGACAGGAGCCCAAGUCAGCCAGCCGCCACCACCACAGACAGGAAGUCUGACGGGAAAAAAUGCACGGAAGCACUUUACGGCCCCGCGGAGAACGGGAAGCUGGAAGCCAGCUCUUCCUUGGCACCCAGCGAGGCCAGGCUGAAAGGCGCAGAGAGACCCGCGGGGGCCGCGGGGAAGGGUGUCCCAGAGGCCAAGGGCAAAGGACUCAGUCCCCAGAAGGGCCCGACAGAGGCAGGCAAGCCAGGCAGCAUGAGACGGUCCCCCUCGGCCACUGGGCAGAGUUCUUUGCGCUCUGGCAGCCUCGUGGAGAAGUCCCUGAGCGCGUCCUCCAGCUUCCCAGAAGGCAGGCCAGGGGUCCGGGAGGCCAACCCAGCAGGCAGCGAGGCCUUUUCUGCCAAGGCCAACGGGGGCACAGCUGAGCCCGAAGCCCUGAGCAACAGGGACCAUAGGAAAGCCCUGCCUGGGGGUGAUGGCAGAACCCAAAUGACAAAGAGCGACUCUCUGCCAUCCUUCUGGAGCUCCGCCAUUCCUCCCGAGCCGCACCACCCCGAGCCCAACCUGGGCAGGAGCACUGGCCACCGGGAGAGGGCCCUCUCUGUGACUGCCAACCUUGGAGACACCAAAGGGAAAGAGCCUCCCACCGCCAGGAAACACAACGUGGGCAGAGAAGUGGCCAAGCCAGCCGCAACUCCAAACACAGAGCGCCCCCUCACCCUUUCCUCCGAGAAGGACUUUGUGGUUCGGCAGAGGCGGGGCAAAGAGGGGGUGCGCACGCACAAAAAGCCCUCAUAACGGGGUGGGGCCCGGGCACAGGACCGUGGAGACCCCGCCUGAAUGUGUAACUAACUGUCUUGACUACCUUUCUUAACCAGCACUGUGUCGGGGGUGUCUGCCAGGCAGAGCAGGGGAGCCUCAAGUCAGGAAGAGGAGAGAGAAAGACAGGGGGGACCUUCUUCCAAAUGCCUUCCCAAUUGUAACCGGUAAACUUACCCUAGAGUGUUUGUACAGAGACAAAAUUACCUUUACAAUUGAGAUUGUUAAGGACAACAAGAGUUUCUCUGUAAAUACCCAGCCAAGUGUUUGGUUUUGAAUAUAGAGUCCAUACCUUGCUGCUGAUGGCGGUGUUUACUACAGCCUUGUUGGGUGUUGUUGGUUGGUGGUUUGUUUUUUUUAAUGAAAUUUUUGCUUUACCACUUAGUUAUCAUAAUGUAGGAAUGAAGCAACAUGUUUAGAACUGGGUGUCUGUGCACCCAUGUUCGUGUAUCUUCUCAUCAACACACAACAUGCUUUAGUCAGUGGCUUACGAGAGUAUUAUAGGUGACCUUUUUCUCUUCGAACAUUAAAAGACUUAAAGAUGAAAGGAAGGCCCAAGGAUAGUAGCUUGUGAGUUUUUAAUGUGCAUUUUUAACCAGAGAUUUUGAUAGCACUGUAUCUGGCUAUACCUGUAGUUCCAGAUCCAAAAUACAAACUCCUCUUCAUCGCUGCAUUUGGGGCCCUCCCCAGGUAGGCACAGAUCGCUCCAUCUGCAGGUCGCCGGCAGCCUAAUGGGUUGUUGACCCUGGGGCCAGCUGACCUGGAAGGUCAGUUGUCCAUGUCUGUGGGUGUGGGUUGGGUCUCCAGGCUAGCAGCAACUAGAGACAUGUGUCAGCGUCACUUCUUUCUUUCUAUCCCUCCGUCUCCCACUCUGAUACUCAGGCCUUUAUGCUGUGAGUCGCUAGUCCAAGAAGCACAUGCUUUGUAACUGUCCUGCCCCAGGCCUGCUCUAGACUAAGAAGGCAAAUGACUGACCGCACACAGCCUGCUAGUGUUUAGGGUUGAGUCAUGAGGAUCCGGCAUUAGAAAAGGUUUUCAAUUUGCUUUGGGGGAAGAAAAGAAGAGGGUUGGAUUUGGGCAUCAUAGCAUAUAAAGAAAUAAUCAGGACAUCAGAUGCAUUUUAAUACAUAGCUGGGGCCUUAUGUUAUAGCUGAAGCUUGCUGUUUUUAGCAAGUUCCUGGGUUUCACAUUCAUUUCCAGUGCAUCGAGUAGCUCCAUAUGUUUCAUAACUUGGUCUCUUUAUUUGUAUGCAAAAAAUAAAUGAAAUCAAUAACACUAUCAAUAAAGAGCAGCAUUUUUGUAACACAGACUUGGAGCUAUUUGGUGUUUGAAUGUGACUGCCCUUUUUACUUUUGCUAAGCCUUAUUUAAAUUUUGUAUAUUGUGGAAUAUGUAGACUUUAUCAAAUCCUAUUAGUACUGAGGGUUUUGAUUUGGUUGGUUGGUUGCAGUUUUGUUUUUUUUUGUUUCGUUUUUUUCUGGUGGCUUGUUUUGUAAGACAGCACUUGCUGGCAUAAGUAGUCAGGCACUAAGCAAGAAUGCACACAGAUACGUAUUUAUAAGAUGCUUGGGAUCUAUAGCGGGAUUUUGUUUUGUUUUUGUAUGUGUGGGGGGUGGGAAGGGGGGAAUUACCAAUAAAUAACUAAUCCAGCACCCAAUCUCCCUUGGGAAUGUCUCAGUGUCUUCAGGCUAGAAAACUGUUCAUAUGAGCAUGGCAUCAUCACAGGGCCCCGUGGAUUGUAAAUCAACUAGCAAGGCUGUAUACUCUGCUCCUAAAACAAAGACCUCAUUCAACCGACUCUUUCAGUUGUCCUUCCUUGUCAAAACACGUUGGCCAUGACAAGAGGAACAGCCUCCACCUUGCACCCGACUAUGAUGUUUGUCCCCCUUGUGGCUAGUCGGCCCCUUUCCUAUCUCUGCUUUCCCAAAUUAUAGAAAUAGAACAAAUAUUUUACACGAACUUAGCUGGAUUUCAAAAGUGGUCUCAACAUCUAUAAUGCAUAUCUGUGUUUGGCGGUGGGCACAACCCAGUCCUUCUGCACUGACACAUCAAGACAGAUGUAUUGGGGAGGCAGGUCAUGGUUUACAGCCUUUGCUUGUUAACUGUCCAGUUUCCUUUGAAGCACAACUAGCUGCUUGUUUACAAAUGAUAUUUUGAUGUAUAUUUUGUAUAGUGUAUUAUCAUUUUUGCCAAAUACAUUUGUGUUGGGUUUUGGGUUUUUUUUGCCUUUGAAUGCGUAUAGAGUACUACCUGUUCGUUGUUGUUGUUGUAAACCUCUCCAGUCAGCUGGUAGAAAAACCCGCCUGUGUUCUGUUUGGUCGGUCUGUGUGUAGUUGUAAGAUGUGCUCCCAGCUGUAGAGUUUACCAGCUUCAAAGUUCGUUAGGAUCUGUGCAAUAAAGUGUUUGCAGUCUUAUUUUCUCUAAGAAAAUUCCCUAUGGAUGUCAUAAUUGUUGUAUAUUGAACAAAUAUUUAUACUUAUGCAGUUGCAUAACAUUGAAAUAAAAAUUUAGCAUGAAAAGAUAA